Molecule: messenger RNA, 3499 nt
Organism: Rhizophagus irregularis DAOM 181602=DAOM 197198
Lineage: Eukaryota; Fungi; Glomeromycota; Glomeromycetes; Glomerales; Glomeraceae
Molecular function (GO): lipid binding
Source: RefSeq, a predicted model, not a curated record
UACAUUUUUUUUUUUUAAAAAAAAAUUUCAAUAUAAAAAAUGGCUGAAACUCGUUACACAGUACUUCCUGAUUUUGAAGACGAUGAAGGAUUCGUUGAAGAAUCUGGUGAAUUGAUACCUAGUGAAGAAAAUGAAUCUUUUCAUUAUGAUCCUGUAGUAACGACACCAGCUUAUCAUAUUGAACAAGGUGAAAAGGCUUUAGAGAAAUUAAAAUCAAUUGUCAAUGAAGGUGGUUGGAAAAAAGCUCUUACGGUUAAAAAUACUACUGUUUAUACUAAAAAUGGAAUUGGUGGUAGUGAAAAAGCGCCUAUAUUUAUGUGUCAACAUAUUAUUGAAAGAUUUAGUCCUCAAUCAAUUUUCGCUGUUAUUGGAAUGAGAAAACUUUGGGAUCCUUGGUACGAAGAAGGAAAUCUCGUCGAUAAUUUAAACGAUUCAACAAGUUUAACUUAUAUGGUAAUGCAAGGUGUGGCUGGUACUAGAAUUAGAGAUUUAUCUCUAGUAGAAAAAAUUCAAUGUACUCAAGACGGAACUAUUUACUUUGCGGCUACUUCAGUUGAAAAAGUACCCCAUGUUGUUGAUAGAAUUCGAGCAUAUCUUUAUCUUAAUGGCUGGAUCAUUAAACCAAUUUCUUAUAAUCCUCUCCGUACAAAAGUCACUUAUGUACUUCAAACUAAGGUUAAUGGAUGGGUGCCCUCAGUUGUGGCUAAAAAAUAUUUAACAAGACGCCCACUUGUUGUUCACAUUAUCGAUCAAUAUUUGCAAAAGAAUGGACCUCCACCUAUGGUUAUUAGUGCUUCCCCUCCAGAUUCAAAUCCUCAUUCUCGUAAUGGAAGUAAUGCUUCAUUUUUUCCUCCAAGAAAUCAAAUAGAUGUGGCAGAUCAGCAACGGAAUAAAUUUAAACGUGAAAUUACUUUUAAAGAAUCUCAGUCAUCAGAUUCACCUUCAAUGCAAAACCACAGGAGAGAAAUUACAUUUGGUGAUAGUACUCAGCCCUUAAAAAAAGAAAUCGUCAGAAAAAUGUCACUUGAUUUACCUUCAAUACAAACCAACAGGCCAUUUUAUUCAAAUAAUAAUAAUACUAUUCAUGCUCUAUCUUUUAAAAAAGAAAUCAACAGAAAAACGUCAUUUGAUUCACUGAAAUUGCACAACAUUAAGAAGGAAACUUUUCUUCACUCAGAUAAUGAUAAUGAUCUUAGUUCUCAUUCUUCUCAAGUUACGCUUGAUGAGCUACAUCCUCUGCCAAAAUUGUCACCAGCAUCACUAACAUCACCAUCAUCACCAACAUUACCAACAUUACCACCAUUACCAACAUCACCAACAUCGCCAACAUCGCCAACAUCACCAGCAUUAACACCAUUACCAAUAUCACCAACAUCAUCAACAUUCCCAGUAUCACCAACAUUACCAGUAUUACCAACAUUACCACCAACAACAUCAUCAUCACCAACAUCACCUAGAAGAUUUCAGUUUCCGUUACCCCCUGACCAAGAAACUGUACCCAUACAAACUCAACCUACAAGUCCUGUUCAAUCUAAACCUUACGUUCCCCCUCCACCAUCCUCACCACCCUUAUCGCUUCCACCACCUCCACCACCAAAAAUAAAACAUCCAUAUGAUGAUGCUGUAAAUGAAGCUGUUACGACUUUUAAGGAUAAUAUUAAAACCUUGGAAGGUUGGGACCUUUAUUCAGAAAGUAAGGGUGUUAAAAUAUAUACAAAAGAUGUUGCCAAUAGAUCAACUCCAAUUAUUCGUGGAGACUAUACACUUAUUGGAAAGUUUACGGCUGAUGACUUUUUAUCAGUUAUUAAAAACUUAGAUAUGCGAAAAUUUUGGGAUGAUCGUUACGAAGACGGUGAAAACGUAAAACUGUAUGAUAAUGACAAUAAUUUGAGCAAGGUCUCGUUGAAAGGAACUUUUCCUAUUAGUGGACGCGAUUUUGCUUUAUGUGGAAAAGUUGAACGCGAUCAGGAAACUAGUGCAAUUUAUUUUGUUACGACUUCAGUUACUGAUCCAGAAAUUCCAGAGAUUAAAAAAUACGUUCGUGGUCAUAUUCAUUUUGCUGGAUGGAAAAUAAUUCCAAAAUUUGAUGCAAAUGGAAAUACUAAAGCAUUAGGUAUAAUUUAUGUUGUUGAUACCGAUAUAAAACUUGAUUCUGUUCCGAGUGCUAUCCUCAAAUCCAUCUCAACUGGAACUCCAAUGGUUAUUCAAAAAAUUGAUGAUAUGAUGAAAAAAAUUGGAUUUCCACCUUACAUAAUGAAUUCAUCAUCUUUGAUAGUAUCAGAAAAUCUUCAUCCAAAAAAUUUCCAAUAUAAUUUGACAUUUGUUGCUAAAAAUAAUGAAUUUACAGAUAUCCGUUACUCCAAGAAAAUGUAUCCGAAUGGUUUUGAUAUAAAUAUUAUACCCAAUAAUGUUAAAGUUGAAUUACUUCCAGAUGAUCAAGAAAUUGUUAGGAUUAUACACCCUUCAGAUGUUUCUAGUAAUAAAAUGCAGAUUAAAAUCACAAAAUAUACAGAAGGUUUUAAAACGACAUAUAAUGAAAAGAAUAGAAUUCCAUUAGCUCAAAAAAAAGUAGCAGAAGUAUCAACAAAAAAUAUACCGAUCACUGCAAAUUAUUCUUCAUUGAAAUCUGCACAACCGAUUUCACAAUUUGAGACCGUACAAAAAUCUCAAAAUCAAAGAUAUUCAAGACAUUCAAGGAAUUUUUCUCAACCGAUAAAUCUUAAUUCUACACCUGUUGCAAAUGGAAUCGUUGAUGCCGAUAUGUUUGACGAACAAAGUAGUUUUGCUUUGCAUAGACAACAAAGGCAUUCAAGAAAUCUUUCUCAUCCAAUAGAUUUAAAUACUACAAAUAAUAACGAACGAGAUAGUCUCUCCUCACUUAAUCAAAAGAAUCAAAGACAUUCAAGAAAAAUUUCUCAAUCGCUAGAUCCUAAUGCUACACUUGUUUCAAAUGAAAUUGUUGAUAAAGUUCAGCAAGAUCGUACCUCCAAACGUAAAUCAAAGAGAUUAUCGUUUGCAGAAUCACCAAGUAUUAUUAAUCCAAGUACUUUUUAUGAGAAAGAAGAAAAUAUUAUUUCUGAAGUAAUAUCAGCAAAAAUUGGAAAUAAUAAAAAAAAUAAUUAUGCUGCCGAUAUUGGCAAUGUUAGCGAUGAAUCUGAAAAUUUAGAAGAAUAUGAAGAGAUUAUGAAGACUUUCAAUGAAACCCCCAUCGAACAACACCAGAUGUUUGAUUUCAAUGAAGAUAUAUUCGUCAUUACUGAUAAUGUGAAGUUCAAUGCAUAUCAAGCCACUAUAAUGUUUGUAGGAAUGAUACUAUCAUAUUAUUCUGGAAGAUUGAGUUGUUAUCUCAUAUAAUGUUAAUGUGUAUAAUUUUUUUAUCAUUUUUUUUUUAUAUUAAUUAAUUAUAUUAAUUGAUAUGAAUUUUUUAUUUGGAUGGAGUGGAUUUCUUAUAAUAUAAUACUUUUUAAUAUUUAACCCUUACUUUUAUAAUUAUAAUAAA